CAGCCGCGGACCCAGCAGCAGCAGCAGCAGCAGCAGCAGCAGCGCCGCGGUUCGAGGAGCUGGACGGCGAGGAAGCAGAUGAGCAGCUGACAGCAGCAGAACUGAAAGAAAGGGGAAAUUGUGAAUUCAAAAGAGGCCAAGUGUCUGCUGCGCUGCAGUUGUAUGCAGCAGCAAUUAACAAACUUGAAAAAGAAACUGAAGAAGUCGAGGCCCAGCUAGACGCCCUCGAAAUCCGCGCGGAGCAGCUGCAGCAGCAGCAGCAGCAGCAGCAGUGCGAGGGGGAGCAGGGGCGGCAGGAGGCGGGGGAAGAAAAGGGCGAGAAAGAACAGCAGCAGCAAGAGGAACAGCAGCAGCAGCAGCAGCAGCAGCAAGGGGAGCAGCAGCAGGAGCAAGACCCGCGGGAGCACCCUGCUGCUCAUUUGCUGCCAGAGAAAGAUUUGCUGCAGUACCGGCAGCUGCUGCAGCAGGUGCAGCAGCUGGACGAGAUGCAUGCAGUUCUCAAGAGCAACAGGGCUUUGUGCCAUCUGCACUACGGGGCGUUUGACUUGGCCGUCGCGGACAGCACAGACGCCAUCCGCGCAAACCCUAACUACGCAAAGGGUUACUUGCGGCGCUUCCGGGGCUAUGAGGGGAAGAAGAAGUGGCAUGAAGCCCUCAGCGAUUUAAACAAGGCCAUCGAGCUGGACCCCAAACUAGCGGAGAGCUACGCGUCGGAGCUGCGUCGCGUGAAGCGGGAGAGCGAGCAGCAGUUCGAAAAAGAAAAAGAAGAAAUGAUUUCAAAAUUAAAAGAUUUGGGAAACUUCGUUUUGGGAAAAGUUGGAUUAUCUCUCGACAACUUCAAAGUUGAACAAAACCCUCAGACCGGCAGCUACAACAUCCAGUUCCAGCAAAACCCUAAACCCUAA
Messenger RNA from Eimeria tenella, 905 nucleotides. RefSeq names its product TPR domain-containing protein, putative. The transcript has 4 exons. The record is from RefSeq and is a predicted model, not a curated record. The annotation marks the transcript as partial. Gene Ontology annotation, molecular function: protein binding. Lineage: Eukaryota; Apicomplexa; Conoidasida; Eucoccidiorida; Eimeriidae.